UUUCCAGCUGUCCCUCAAUCGGUUGGGAUUUCGGAACCACCACAGGAGAGAAUCACCGGGAAGGGUUUCGUUUUGGUGAUAAAAAACCAGCACAUUUACACCUUCACAUGGUCACACAAACACGCAACCAGCUACUACAUCCUGUAUUUCACGAUGGAAACCGAACUAUGAGGUGUUGUGCAGUGCUGAAGAAGACUGAGUGAACCAUGGCACAGUUCCCCACCACAUUCACAGAUGUGUUCCUGAUCUCCGUGGAUGAGAGAGUCAAACAUGAUCAGCAGUUUCUCAGCCUCUCUCCGACUGCCGGGGGUUACAUCACAGGCGACCAAGCCAGGAACUUCUUCCUUCAAUCAGGUCUGCCCCCCCCCAUCCUGGCCCAAAUCUGGGCUCUGGCUGACAUGAACAGCGAUGGUCGUAUGGACAUCCACGAGUUCUCCAUCGCCAUGAAGCUCAUCAAGCUGAAGCUCCAAGGUCACCCUCUGCCCCCCCAGCUUCCUCCCAGCAUGAAACAACCCGCACUGGCUUUACCCCCACAGAGCGGCUUUGGUAUGCCUCCCAUGCCCCCCAUGCCUCCCAUCUCGGCUGCUCCACUCCCCCUGCCUCCCCUCCCCGUCGGAGUGUCUCCCCCACUCGUCUCGUCUGCCCCUCCUCCCCUCCCACCGCCCAUCGCCAACGGAGCCCCUCCCACAGGCAUGAUGCAGCCCAUCUCAGGCUUCGCAGCUCCCUCGUCGUUUAAUCGUUCCAGUACCAAGUUGCAGAAGGGGCAGUCCGUGGACGUUGCCAGCGUUCAGCCGCCCUGUGACUGGGCUGUUCCUCAGUCCUCCAGGCUCAAGUACAGACAGCUUUUUAACUCCCAUGACAAGAUGAUGAGUGGACACCUCACAGGUCCUCAGGCUCGCACUAUCCUGAUGCAGUCCAGUCUCCCUCAGGGCCAGCUGGCCACGAUAUGGAGUCUCUCCGAUAUCGACCAGGAUGGAAAGCUAACAGCAGAGGAGUUCAUCUUAGCCAUGCACCUCAUAGAUAUGGCGAUGUCAGGUUUACCGCUGCCCCCCGUGUUACCACCAGAUUACCUCCCACCCACAUUCAGGCGCGUGCGGAGUGACAGCAUUCAGUCGGACCAGAAGAGCGUCCAGGAGGAGGUGGAGGAGGAGGCGGAGAGCAGCCAGAAACUACCAGUGACGUUCGAGGACAAGAAGAGGGAGAACUUUGAGCGAGGAAACCUGGAGCUGGAGAAGAGACGUCAUGCUCUGCAGGAGCUGCAGAGGAAGGAGCAGGAGAGGCUGGCUAUGCUGGAGAGGGAGGAGCAGGACAGAAAGGAGCGCGAGCGUCUGGAGCAGGAGAGGAGACGACAACACGAGUUAGAAAAACAACUGGAGAGACAGAGAGAGCUGGAGAGGCACAGAGAGGAGGAGAGACGCAAAGAGAUAGAGAGGAGAGAGGCUGCCAAGCGUGAAUUAGAGCGUCAGCGUCAGUUGGAGUGGGAGCGUCAACGUCGCCAGGAGCUUCUGACUCAAAGGAACCGAGAGCAGGAGAGCAUAGUGCUGCUCAAAGCCAGGAAGAAGACCCUGGAGUUUGAACUGGAGGCUCUGAAUGAUAAGAAGUCCCAGUUGGAAGGCAAGCUGAAGGAUGUUCGGUAUCGUCUGUCGGCUCAGCGGAGAGAGGUGGAGCAGACCAACCUGACCAGAGAAACACGCAUCGCCGAAAUCACCCUGCUUCAACAGCAGCUGCAGGACUCCCAGCAGUGGUUGGGGAGGCUAAUUCCUGAUAAACAAUGUCUCAACGACGAGCUGAAGCAGGUUCAACAGAACAGUCUGCAUCGAUCUCCCGCUGUCUGCGUGUCUUCAGGUGACAGCCUGUCGUCCCUGCAGAGGGCUGUGGAGCAGAAGGAGAUGAGCAGACAGCAGCUCAGAGAGCAGCUCGACACGGUGGAGAGAGAGACGAGGGCCAAGCUGCUGGAAAUAGACGCAUUCAACACCCAGCUGAAGUCUCUGUGUGAGUUCUAUGCCAACCACUGUGCCAGGAUAGAAGCCCUGCGACGCCAGCUUCAGGACGAACAGAGAGGGAGACAGGAGCUGAGGGAGAUCCACAUCCGGCAGCAGAGGCAGAAGCAGAGGGAGCUGGACGGAGACGUGCACACACUGACACACACACACGCUCACAUACACACCCCGAUCGAGAGGAAGUCUGCUGAGCUGCAGGACGGCAGGUUGUCGUCAGAGGAGGCCGUGUCCUGGAGGGAUGAAGCUACAAGCUCCGCCCCCAACGCCCCGAGCCCCCCCUCCAUCUCUGCACCCCACGCCUGGCUGAACAGAGUGGCUCAGGAAGAGGAGGAGAGGAAGAGGAGAGGGAUGGAGGAUGAGGAGGAAGAGGAGGAGGAGGAGGAUGAUGAGGAGGGCAGGAAGGGAGCAGGAUCGGCAGAAGAGAUGGAGGAUGAAGGGAGAGGCAAGAAGGACAUGCAGGAGAAGCUGAGCAAGCUGUUCAGCCAGCCGGCCGACCCCUGGGCUUCAACAGGGGAAAAGGCUCCGGUACCACCCGGUCGGUUUGACCAGAAGGCUCCGGUACCACCUGGUCGGUUUGACCAGAAGGCCCCGGUACCACCCGGUCUGUUUGACCAAAAGGCUCCGGUACCACCUGGUCUGUUUGACCAGAAGGCCCCGGUACCACCCGGUCUGUUCGACCAGAAGGCUCCGGUACCACCCGGUCUGUUCGACCAGAAGGCUCCUGUCAGUAGCUUCGACCAGCAGCCGGUGAAGGUGGUCUACUACAGGGCUCUGUAUCCAUUUGAUGCCCGCAGCCACGACGAGAUCAGUAUCGCUCCCGGAGAUGUAAUCAUGGUGAAGGGGGAAUGGGUGGAUGAAUCCCAAACGGGGGAACCGGGUUGGCUGGGAGGAGAGCUCAGGGGCCGGACUGGUUGGUUUCCAGCUAAUUACGCCGAACGGAUUCCGGACAGCGAAGCACCAAUCAGCCUGCGUGCCACGGCCUCGGCCCCGCCCACCGCAGCCCAGCAGCCAAUGUCCACGCCUCCCCCCGCUCCUGGACACGCCUCCUCCUCCUCCGCAUCCUCCGUCAACAGUAACUGGGCCGACUUCAGCACCACUUGGCCCUCCAACACAGCCAAUCAAUCAGACAGCGAGGGGUGGGACGCGUGGCCGACCUCCUCGACCAAUCAGAACCCUUCGCUCAGUGUUCCGUCAGCGCAGUUACGACAACGCUCCGCCUUCACACCCGCUACGAUGACCACAGGCUCCUCCCCUUCUCCCGUGCUGGGGCAGGGGGAGAAGGUCGAGGGUCUUCAGGCUCAGGCUUUGUAUCCAUGGAGAGCAAAGAAGGACAACCACCUCAACUUCAACAAAAACGAGAUCAUAACCGUGUUGGAGCAGCAGGACAUGUGGUGGUUAGGUGAGCUGCAGACCGGACAGAGAGGCUGGUUCCCUAAAAGUUACGUGAAGCUCAUCUCCGCCACCAUGACGCCCCCCCCUGGUGCCGCGCCGCGUAUCAAAAACACCAGUGAGUCUGGAGUAUCAGAAAGCCCCCCCAAUGGAAAACGUCCGUCCCCUUCCCCAACAAAACUCUCUGAGUCUGGAGAAGAGUACGUGGCCAUGUACACCUACGAGAGCAGUGAACAGGGGGACCUGAGCUUCCAGCAAGGAGACGUGGUCAUGGUCACCAGGAAAGAAGGGGAUUGGUGGACGGGCAUGGUCGGGGGCAAGACGGGCGUCUUUCCCUCCAAUUAUGUCAAACCACGAGACUCGGCCUCAGAGGCUUUGGGACCAGCAGGGAAGACGGGCAGCCUGGGUAAGAAACCAGAGAUCGCUCAGGUGAUCGCCCCCUACAGUGCGACAGGAGCAGAGCAGCUGACUUUAGCUCCAGGACAGCUCAUCCUCAUCAGGAAAAAAAACCCGGGGGGCUGGUGGGAGGGCGAGCUCCAGGCUCGGGGGAAGAAGCGCCAGAUUGGUUGGUUUCCGGCCAACUACGUGAAGCUGCUCAGUCCCAGCACCAGCAAGACGACGCCCACAGAGCCCACCCCUCCAAAACUGGUUACGGCCGGCACGGGUCCUCACACAGCGGUGUGUCAGGUGAUUGGCAUGUAUGACUACGUGGCCCAGAACGACGACGAGCUGGCCUUCAUGAAGGGUCAGGUGAUCGCGGUGCUCAACAAGGACGACUGUGAUUGGUGGAAGGGAGAGCUCAACGGGAGGGAGGGUCUGUUCCCCAGCAACUACGUCAAACUCACCACAGAUACUGACCCGAGCACGCAGUGGUGCGCUGACCUCCACCUGCUGGACAUGCUGAGUCCCAUGGAGAGGAAGAGGCAGGGCUACAUCCACGAGCUCAUCGUCACCGAGGAGAACUACGCCAACGACCUGCAGCUCGUCACUGAGAUCUUCCACAAGCCUCUGUUGGAGUGCGAGCUGCUGACGGAGAAGGAGGUGGCCAUGAUCUUCGUCAACUGGAAGGAGCUCAUCAUGUGCAACAUCAAACUGCUCAAGGCUCUGAGAGUGAGGAAGAAGAUGUCAGGCGACCGGAUGCCCGUGAAGAUGAUUGGUGACAUCCUGACCAACCAGCUGCCUCACAUGCAGCCAUACAUCAGGUUCUGUUCGUGUCAGCUGAACGGAGCCACGCUGAUUCAGCAGAAAACUGACGACAGCCCGGAGAUCAAAGACUUCCUGAAGAGGUUAGCGAUGGAUCCCCGGUGUAAAGGGAUGCCUCUGUCCAGCUUCCUGCUCAAACCUAUGCAGAGAGUCACACGCUACCCGCUCAUCAUCAAGAACAUCAUAGAAAACACUCCGGAGUCACAUCCAGACAACAGCCAUCUGAAGGCUGCUCUGGAGAAAGCAGAGGAGCUGUGCUCACAGGUGAAUGAGGGCGUCAGGGAGAAGGAGAACUCAGAUCGUCUAGAGUGGAUUCAGGCUCACGUCCAGUGUGAAGGCCUGUCUGAGCAACUGGUGUUUAACUCCGUCACCAACUGUCUGGGUCCCAGGAAGUUCCUCCACAGCGGGAAGUUGUUUAAAGCCAAGAGCAGCAAGGAGCUCUACGGCUUCCUGUUCAAUGACUUCCUGCUGCUGACUCAGGUGACCAAACCUUUGGGCUCGUCGGGCUCGGACAAAGUCUUCUCCUCGAAAACACACCUGCAGUACCGCAUGUACAAGACGCCGAUCUUCCUGAACGAAGUGUUGGUGAAGCUGCCGACGGACCCGUCAGGAGAUGAACCUCUGUUCCACAUCUCUCACAUCGACAGAGUUUACACACUCAGAGCUGAGAGUAUCAAUGAAAGGACGGCGUGGGUUCAGAAGAUUAAAGCAGCUUCAGAGCUCUUCAUUGAGACGGAGAAGAAGAAGAGAGAGAAGGCAUAUCUAGUUCGUUCUCAGAGAGCCACGGGUAUCGGGAGACUGAUGGUCAACAUCGUGGAGGGAAUCGAGCUCAAACCCUGUCGCUCCCACGGAAAGAGUAACCCAUACUGUGAGGUAACCAUGGGUUCACAGUGCCAUAUCACAAAAACAUUACAGGACACGUUGAAUCCAAAGUGGAACUCCAACUGUCAGUUUUUUAUAAAGGACCUUGAGCAGGACGUCCUGUGUGUCACUGUGUUUGAACGAGACCAGUUCUCACCCGACGACUUCCUGGGCAGGACAGAGAUCCGGUUGGCUGAAAUAAAGAAGGACCAGGGCUCUAAAGGACCAAUCACCAAGCGGUUGCUGCUCCACGAGGUUCCCACAGGAGAGAUCGUGGUCAGGCUGGACCUCCAGCUGUUUGAGGAACCGUAGAAAGAAGCCUGGACAAGAUCCUACUGGACUGGACUGUAUCUAAGAGAUGUGGAUCAGACAGUCGGGCCGGGUUAGACUGGACUGGAUUCUCUUAGUUUGGUCCGGUUCAGUUUCUGAGAGUUUAUUGGGGCCCAACAGCAAAGGGCCCCAAUAACAAUAACACAAAUGCAUGGUAACUUUCAGUGAAUUUAGGAGCAAUCUGCAGACGUAAAUAGACAAAGUAAUAAAAUAAAACACCGUAAGAAGACAUGUUAGGGAAGCAAAAUAGCACAAAAUCUCAAAUUUAAUCAAUGUCUCUCCUUAAUUUUCAACUAAAAACCGGACGUCUGCAGGCUCUGAUGUCUCCUAAUGUCUUACAAACACUUUAAAGUCUUGAGUUAUAUAUCACUGGUCUUAAAAAUGUAUUUAAAGACGAGCAGCUCUUAUAAACGACUCCAUCGUGCUAAUUAGCUUAGCAUAAAGCAUGAUGGUGUACUACCAAGACCUGUUUCUAUUACAGUCCAGUCCACGUCUGUCCUCCCUCCAGUCUGGUCCACUUCAGUACUGAGUCCGUUUAAUCCAGUCCAGUCAGUCCUCAGCCGGGUCUUUAAUGUUUUCUCUUUCUCUGCUUCAUCAGACAGUCUCCGACACUCCAGUGACAAUCCCAGCCCUCCUUUUAGUCCCAAUGAACCUGUGUGUGCGUGUGUGUGCGUGUGUGUGCGUGUGUGUGUGUGUGUGUGCGUGCAUAUGUGUGCGUGUGUGUGUGCGUGUGUGCGUGUGUGUGUGUGUGUGUGUGUGUGUGAAUGAUUGUAUGAGUGUCUCUCUUGAUGGACAGGCUAAUUAAAGGUACAUUUUUAUUUAAUUUUCUUUUAACGUCAAGUCUUACAAACUCUGAGUCUUAAGUUAAACUCCUCAGGCUUUCAGCUGCAAGGCUCUGCAUCUAAAGGGACUUUUUGAUUUUCCGUCUGUAUUAGACCGUCACUGAACACUUGCCACAUUAUCGCAAAAAGCUAAAUAUGCACAGGUUUCAUGAGAAAUGCUAACGAUGCUAAGUAGCUGAAAAAGUAGACAUAUUUUACCCCAAUAUGUGACAAGUGUCCCGUGUGAAUUAACAUCAAAAUGUCCCUUUUAGAUGUAUAAUAAUAAUAAUAGUACUGCUGAAACAAAGGCAGACAGGGAACGGGUGUGACCGCUAUCAGUUGUCGAGAAGAAUGUCUUAAUCUUUCUUAUUUUUGUGAUGUUGGACGCACACUGGGGGUUGUAGUUUUUAGGUGAUUUCUGUCACACAUCUCACCUCUGUUGUGUUGUUGCUGCUGUGUGGAGGCGUCACAGUGGGUGUCACUAUGCAGGGGGAGGAAAAGCCCUGAAAGAACCAAGGGGGGGGGCCCAGAUCUGCAUAGGGGCCCUCGAAAAAACAUGCUUAGGUACUACAUGUAUUUUAUAGGAACAGCCUUUUAGAAAACACACGCUAACCCUGAGCAAGCUCCAUGUAAAAUAAUAAAAUAAAGUUUCGCUGUGCGUCGGCACUCCCAGCACUUUUAAAACACACACACACUGUCGCUGCACAGCAGGACUCGACUGAACAACGUUCCACAGCGGCCAUUUUGAAUAGUCAAGGAAGGAAAUGUCACAAAAAUGUAACGUAUACAAUGGUGAAACGAAUAUUAUCACUCCCCGAGCACUGUCAUUUUAAGCUUCCUGAUAGGAGGAAGUAGUGCAUUGGUGGGGGACUACUUUCAGCGGUGGAUUAAUACACAUUUGGUAGUGAAGGAACAUCAGUGUGUGGCUCAUUGAUGUGUUUUUAAUAAGAGGAAGAAGAUAAACACAGACAGUCCUUGUUAGUAGGAUCAACUAAAUAUAGAUUAUCAUCGGUCCGUGUCUUUAAAACGUUCAGAAUAAAAACUUCUCCUCCAGUUAUUGUCACUAUUUUUAAAAGAAGCAUAUCAUUCACUGAAUUAUCAUUGUCGAAAAAGUUACUUUGAAGGUAAUCUUUCCCAACACGAGCAUUCAAAAUGGCCGCUGCACCAGCCGGUUGGACAGAUGAGUGUUUGCCAGUCUUCAUCCCUGUAAACCUCCUCCUCCUCCUCUCCAGACUACUGAAACUGAUCCAGUUUGAACCCGUUCUCACUGUCUCUACCCUCCAGGUUGUGAAUAAUACUACUGCUCUCUGAGAGUUAAUAUAUGAGUGCUACGUGGGGGCGAUGGAGGCGGCCUGCUGUUAAUUAUCACUGUAGAAGAAGAAGAUGUACUUUGUUGUCUUUCAAUGUUCAGAAUAAACUUCGGUUGGACCAAGA
Molecule: messenger RNA, 8038 nt
Organism: Anarrhichthys ocellatus (wolf-eel)
Lineage: Eukaryota; Metazoa; Chordata; Actinopteri; Perciformes; Anarhichadidae
Gene: itsn1
Product: intersectin 1 (SH3 domain protein)
Exons: 47
Coding region: 207-5765 (1852 amino acids)
Biological process (GO): intracellular signal transduction; positive regulation of Rho protein signal transduction
Molecular function (GO): guanyl-nucleotide exchange factor activity; protein binding; calcium ion binding
Source: RefSeq, a predicted model, not a curated record